This is a messenger RNA of Exophiala bonariae, 1812 nucleotides long. RefSeq lists its product as uncharacterized. The record is from RefSeq and is a predicted model, not a curated record. Lineage: Eukaryota; Fungi; Ascomycota; Eurotiomycetes; Chaetothyriales; Herpotrichiellaceae. The coding region runs from base 1 to 1812 and encodes 603 amino acids. The transcript has 3 exons.
AUGCGUUCUGCCUUGCGAGCCAUCGCGUUGCAUGUGUCAUCUGUCAUCUCGAUUGCGGCCGCUCAAACCGCCCGAGGCUGUCAGUCGUGCAAUACCUCUGCACCGACCGCGACCAUUGAUUCUGGAUCUAUCAUUGGCAGAACUACUAAGCUUCCCGAUUCAGGAGCACCAGUGAAACAGUUUCUAGGCAUUCCAUUCGCUCAGCCACCUAUCAAGGACUCACGCUUUUUGCCUCCUGAGCCAGCACAGCCUUGGGAUGAAGCCUAUAAUGCGACUUCGCAGCCAUUUGCGUGCAUGCAGUACCUGGGGCCUCCAGGACCUGCGAAAGACAUCGGAGUGGCUCUGUUCAACUCACCACCACCACCUGGAGAGAGCGAGGACUGUCUCUACUUGAACGUGUACGUUCCUGAAGGCGGAGCAGCGGAAAAGGCUGUCUUGUUCUGGAUACAUGGCGGCUCGAACAGGGCCGGCGCUGCAUCAGAGCCCCUAUACGAUGGAACGAGUUUCGCGGCAAACCACGACAUAAUUGUGGUCGCAAUGAACUAUCGCCUUGGUGUGUUUGGCUUUCCAAGAGCACCACAGCUUCCACUUACAGAACGGAACCUGGGGGCUCUUGACCAAAUUUUGGCCCUUGAUUGGGUUCAGCGAAACAUACGUGCCUUUGGCGGUGAUCCGAGAAAGGUGACACUCAUGGGAGAGUCGGCCGGCGCAAUGGCAGUAAGCAACUUCAUCAAUACGUAUCCUGAUGAUCCACCGUUUCGCGCUGGGGUGCUCCAAUCUGGCAGUAGCGUCGUCAAAAUUCCACCUGGCACGCUCAACGACGAUGCCACAGCAUGGACGGGCUUGCUCGAGCACCUCAACUGCAGUAACACUCCGGAUAGUGGAAUCCUUGCGUGUGUUCGGGCUGUGCCUGCUACAGCUUUGAAAGAAAUCACCGAAACUAAUGCCAUCUUGUUUGGCGAUGCGGUUUUAGACAACUUCACUGUCCUCGAGUACCCGGCUGAGGCUUGGACAAUGGGCAAGGUUGCGAAAGUUCCAAUUCUCAUUGGUAGUACGGCCGAUGACGGUAGCGUCUUCACUUUAAGCGCCGGUGACAACGUCACUGCAUUCAUCGAAGCAAGCUUCGGUGUCGGCAGUGCUUUGAGUCAAAGUCUUGGCCAGCUCUAUGCUUAUAACGCCCCGGCUACAGCUGGGCUCACCACUGGUCAACAGAUAAUCGCGCAGAUAGCGACAGACGCCACUUUUCGCUGCACGAGUGGUUUCGUUGCCAAUCUUACCUCGACACGGCUUGAUGUGCCCGUCUGGCAGUACGUAUUCGAUGCUGUGGUCCCCAGUAAUGAGUGGGAGGAAUAUCCCGGACUGGGUGUCUAUCAUGCCUCCGAGAUUGCGCUUAUUUUUGGCACGUAUCCCAGAGAGAAUUCGACGGAGGCCGAGGCAGCACUGAGCCAAUCCAUGCAAAAGCAAUUCGCCGACUUUGUUAAAAACCCAGAACGGGGACCAGGCUGGGAUCAGUGGCCAGACGUGGGGAUACUAAGUGUGAAUGGGACCAAUGCCGUGACUACCGUCGAGGACGUGCGCGAUCUGGAUGCAGUUUGUGUAGUAUGGGACCAAGUGUUCGCCUUGGCAUUAUCCUCAGCUUCCAGUGCCACUAGGAACUCCAGUGACUCAGCUACGCAAACUAGCUCUUCCACAGCCUCUGAAUCGAGCACCAUAGUGUCAUCCAAUGCCAGCACCAACUUUGCUGGCCUUGUUUGGAGUAGUUGUUUUGGUAUAGCUGGUAUUGCAUUGCUUGGCCUCACAGUGUUGUUGUGA